Cryptomeria japonica (Japanese cedar) is the source of this 1724-nucleotide messenger RNA. RefSeq names its product protein JINGUBANG. Gene Ontology annotation, molecular function: protein binding. Lineage: Eukaryota; Viridiplantae; Streptophyta; Pinopsida; Cupressales; Cupressaceae. Bases 298 to 1515 code for a protein of 405 amino acids. The transcript has a single exon. The record is from RefSeq and is a predicted model, not a curated record.
AGACUAGGUGUCGCUAUCACAAAUUUAAUAGACCGCGUCCUUAUAUUAUAUACCCAUUAAUCUCCUACUUUACUUCUCUGCUCUUAGAUCAAAUUUUGAUUUUGUUCCACACUCUAGAUUUCCCACACGUAACCCAUCUUCAACUGCAAAUCAUCAUAGUGGGAAGUGAAAUGGGUAUCUACCCUAUAUCUAUAGCGCGGCGCUCUCUCAACUUUCUCACACAAUAACAAUCCAAAGCUCUAGGGAAAGUGGGAAGCGCAAGAGAGAAUUAGAUCUUUUCUCAAAUAGAGCCACAGAAUGAAAAAACAGCAAUCCCCAAAUCAAUGCACAUAUGCGUGCAUGGCGUCUGCAGAAACCCAGAAGGGUUGUAUAACUUCACUUGCCCUAAAGGGAAACUUAGUCUAUGUGGGUUCUCAGAGUGGCGCCAUUCUCAUAUACGAGAAAGCCAUGGAUGGGUUUCUUGAGUUUGCUCAACUAGACUGUAAGGCCCCCGUAAAGGCACUUGCUAUUGGGGAAAACAGGCUCUUUGGGGGACUACAGGACACCAAGCUGAAAGUGUGGAGUCAUCAUUCGGACAAGAGUUUAAAACUAUUGACAAAACUCCCCACUGUACAGGACCGUAUUGUAAGGUCCAUUAAGCCUGGCAGCUUUGUGCAGACUCGACGCCAUCACAAGAGACUCUGGAUCAAACAUGCCGACGCUGUUAGCUGCCUAGCAUUUUGCUUGGAAGAUGACCUCUUGUAUUCUGGGUCGUGGGAUAAGACGGUGAAAGUAUGGAGGUUGUCUGAUUUCAAAUGCGUGGACUCCAUCCGCGCUCACGAGGACGCUGUGAAUGACAUUGCUUGUGCAAGGAAAGGAGGAAUUUUCUUCACUGCCUCUGCCGAUGGUACCGUUCGGGUGUGGAGGAGUGAUCACCGUGAUCAUCAUCGUCGUCAUAGUGAUCAUCGUGGUGAUCGUCGUCUUGUGGCCACUCUGGUUCAGUCUAAAGAAGACGCUGUGAAUUGCUUGGAGUUGAGCCCGGACGAGUCCAUCUUAUACAGUGGAACAUCAGCGGGCCGGAUCAACUACUGGAGUAUCGAUAAAAGUCUCCUAAAGUUUAACAAGGGGUCUUUUCUUGCUCACAAACGCUCCGUUCUUUGCCUCACAACCCUACAAAACUUUGUGUGCAGUGGAUCUGCGGAUUCCACCAUUCGGGUGUGGAGGAGAGGGGAGGGAAUUGCGCAUAGUUGUGUGGCAGUUUUGGAGGGUCACAGCGGUCCUGUGAAAUGCAUAACUGCUACCUUGCCGUCCGUUUCUCUGGACUCGUCAUCCAGCUUUUCCUCGUCGUCUUCUUCUUCUUUUUCCUCAUCUUCCUCGUCGGCUUUUGGGACUUGUUUUCAUUUGCCCAAUUAUCAUUUACUGUGUGGUGGAUUUGUUGUGUACAGUGGAAGCGUGGAUGGCACCCUGAAAAAGUGGUGGGUUGGUGAUAAUGAUUGUAAGGUCUGUGCUACUGCUCAAAGUGGCCGGCCGUUUUAAAAUUUCAGUAAAAAGAUUGCUUUUUUCAAACAGGCCUAUAAGUAUAGGUCGAUUGCACCAUUGUUCCUGUUCAGUAUACAUAUAUAAUGUUUGUACACAUUUCAAUGUGUCUAAUAUUUAUAGUAUAUAUAAUUAAUGGGGAACAGUAAAAAGUUAGUUAGUAAUGAAUGUUUAGUAUUUGUCAAUUAAAAUAUUUAUAUGGUGUCCUC